GAAGCAGAAAAUCCAAACAUUCAGGAAAGCAGCAUCAGCUGUAGUGACUGGCUCAUGACGACGCGUUCACACAGGUGCAUGCCGAUCGGCACGUUUAUCUCUGUAGUGUCAAAGCCCGUUCUUUACGGAUGCACUCCUAAUCGAUUACGUCAGUUGAUGCUGAUUCACAGGAAAGCAAAUAUCUGGUUAAAUAUUUGAAAUAUGGAGUCAUCAUUUUUCCUUUGCACCAUUCAGACAUCUGGAGUGUCACCUGGACACCUGCACCUCGGCGUGUUGACACACAAAACCUGCCCUGGCCCACAUUGCUUGAUUAACACACAGUUUGUUGAGGGAGAUGUACAGAGGUGGGAUUUACUAUAAACUUGUAGACUAAGGCUCUGUUUACACGAGUGCGUUUUUAUUUUUAAAAUGAAAACGAUCCUCGUCCACACUGGCGUUUCCGCCGUGUUUCAGAAACGAUCUCCGUCCACACUACACGACCGAAACCGCAUGUCGCAUGACCAUUCAUGCACACUGGGCAUGCGCUUACAAGUGUAAACAGGAAGUUGGUUGCUAGUCCAAAACCGGGGGUCCAUGUAGGGCUUACACAGCUCGAAAUGAGAUUUGUUGCUAGUUUCUCUAAUCAUAGCUCGCCUCUUGCGCAUGUUAGCUGCUGCAGUAUUAUAAAAUACAGAAUUUAACUGGACAGUGGUUGCUAAGAAUGACAACAAAGCCAGCAAAGCUCGCGGUUCAGUUUCCGUGUUGUUGUGUAUACGAUCAAGGUAGUGUAAUGGUCAUAUGGUAGGGGCGUGACGAAUCGGAAGGAUACGCAGUCAUCCAGAAGACCUAAUCAGGGGGCGAAUGUGGGAAGCCACGUCUUCGGCGUUUUCGAGGGUUGAAAACGCCGGAGUAGUGUAGACGACAGACGUAACCGUAGCGAAAGUUAUGCGUUUUUUAAAAAAACGAAAAGGCACUGUGUAAACAGGGUGUAAGAUCUGCUCCUCUAAAGCGUCACUGCUUUGUUGCUUGUUGUCUCUUGUGCAGGGAUGCCAUUUUGCUCUUAUCUAUCCAACUGCUAUCCCAGCUGUCUCACUCAGAUAUUUAUAACUGCCUGAUUCUAGUGACUCGGCCUCUGCUGUAUGGAGUGGGGGAACAUCAGCACUCACUUGGCCGUCCGUACACUAGUCUAAUGCACUGGUGCGGCUUAGUACUCGGGAGUUUGGAAUUUGCACUGCUUAAUGAGAUUUACACCUGGCCUCUGUAAAUUCCUUCACAACGACUGUGCACGCACGCAGAGUUAGUGUAUUGAAAAUCGAAAGCAGUAGGUUAUAUAUCCUAGUCAUAUAUUGCCCUGGGGGGGUUUGGGAACUGCCCACCGAACGUUUUCCACACGUCACAAAAGCGGUUACUGUUUUUGGAUUGUGUUUCAUCAUAUUUCGUAUUCAUACUAGCUAAUAAUGUCUGCGUGUGCUGCAGUCCUGUUCUAACGCGUCGAUCUGCAUACACAAGUGUGUGGCGUGAAAGUCACCAAGCUGUCAAGCAAGUGAUGAAGGUGAGCUCUGAUAAGGACGGUUCCUCUCCGUUGUGCAUGAAGGCUCUGGCCAACAGGGGGCGCCUGGAUACGGUAUCACAGCAAAUGGCCUCCCAUCCGCAGUAUUUAGAGAGCUUCCUGCGCACACAGCACUACAUCCUUAACAUGGACGGCCCUCUGCCCCAUCACUACCGCCACUACAUAGCCAUCAUGGCUGCAGCACGACAUCACUGCAGCUACCUUGUGUCUCUGCAUUCGGCUGUGUUCCUGCGGGUGGGGGGAGACCCGGUGUGGCUGCAAGGGCUGGAGUCUGCACCACCUCGCCUCCAGCAGCUCGACCACAUAAACAAAGUGCUCGCUCACCAGCCCUGGCUCACUGCUCGCUCCCACAUUCAGGCUUUGCUGAAGUCAGGUGAGCAGUGCUGGUCUCUGGCUGAGCUGGUGCAGGCCGUAGUUCUGCUGGCUCACUGCCACGCGCUCUGCAGCUUCGUUUUUGGCUCCGAACAGGACACACAACCCGUCCCGAGAGCGCCACACGGAACGCCCCCAGGCUACUGCCUCUGUGAUGCUGCCAAUGGCAACGCCACCUUCCCACCUCGUAGGAGGUCUCUAGACUCGAGCUGUGACAUGGCAUGCCUACGAGAAGGAAUCCACAAAUCCCAGGAGGAGAAAGAAAGAAAAGGACACGCAGUCCUUCAGUCUUACACCCUCCUGCAUAUAGACAUGGACGAGGAGGAAGAAGAAGAGACGAUGUGUUCCACGGAUCCCUCCCGCUUUGUCAAGGACCCUGAUUUCGGCUACCAGGAAUUUUCCCGGCAGGAGGAAGACCAUUUCCAAGUAUUGCGGGUGCAGGACUACUCGUGGGAGGACCAUGGUUUCUCUUUGGUAAACCGCCUCUACUCGGACAUCGGGCACCUGCUAGACGAGCGGUUCCGCAGCGUGGCCUCGUUACCGUCCCCUCGCAAUCCUGACCUUAAGAGAGCCAUCUGGAACUACAUCCAUUGCAGCUAUGGAAUUAGGUAUGAUGAUUAUGAUUAUGGAGAAGUGAACCAGCUGCUGGAUCGCGGACUGAAGCUUUAUAUUAAGGCUGUGGCCUGCUAUCCUGACUCCACUAAGAACCUUCUGUGCCCUCUGCCUUUGGUUUCUCUCAAAGCCUCAGAAAAGGUACAUGUGAACCUGCUGGUGAUGGAGGCACGGCUGCAGGCUGAGUUGCUCUACGCACUCCGAGCAAUCACUCAGUACAUGAUCGCCUAGGACUGCAAGGCACAUGCAGAGAGAAAGAAAGAGGGAGAGAGAGCGGGAGAGAGAAAGAGUUGUCACUUAUGGUACAAAAAAAAAAACAAAACAAAACCCUGACUCGGGGCAAUGGUGAAAGGAAAAAGACUGAGAGGACUUGUGACUAGCAAUAUAUCUUCUUUUUCCAUAUCUUUUUUUUUGUUUGUUUGUUUGUUUUUGUUUUAACAAAACAAAAUGUUACUAAAGUGUGACUUAAGGUACUGCUGUGAAGGGUCUUCAAGGUGACACCUGAAGACAAACAAUCUUUCUUUCUCUGUCUCGCCCUUUUUUGCAUGUUGUUCACUUCAUUACUUUCUAUGACCUCAGCUGUGUACUUUUGUUUGUUUGUGUGUUUUGUGUGUGUUUUCUACUCUUCGGUUUGAAUAUCGUUCUUUCUAGAUUGUUCAUGUGCAAUUAUCUUUAUUCUGUUCUUUGUAUUGUUGACGUGCUUUGUUUUCAUUUGUUUAGUUGAUUGGCCUGUUGCUUCCCUGUUGACUGACAGUCGGGAAAAGAGAAGAGAGCGUGUCAAUUUCUAUUCUAGAGUAUUGAACUGUGCAAAAAAAAAAAAAAAGAAAAAAGAUGACUCGACCUGUCCCGUAAUCGAAGGCGGUGUUUACUGAAGCUGAGACGAACAGACGAACGUUGACGAAGCUCAACGUGUUUUUCCUGAAUCUUUCAUUUGAAUUUAAGCUCUGAACAAGACGACAGACAAUAUAGGAAAACGUUACGUGGCUGUAACUUUUGUUUUAACGGCACUUUUAAGAUUAGAUAAAAACGUAUUUAGGCUCAAAUGUCUACAGCAUCUGAGCAGCUUUCUAAAAAUAAGUUGUGCUUCAGUUGACUCGGUUUAAAGUGCCAGUUGUGCUGCUGGUUUAUCCAGUGUCAGUGUGAAUAGUAUGGAUAACACACACAGCACAUUUGUGAUCGAGGAGAAUCUAUCAGCACUUUCAAAACCAAUUGGUGCUUUUUUUUUUUUUUUUUUUUUUUUUUUUUUAAAUAAAUAGGAAUUUUACUGCAUAAGUUAGCUUAUGAUGUAGCUUACACUCCACCCAAAUUCCCACGUUUAGAAAAAAGCUUAAAUUGAAUUCAUGAUUCUUAAUGUAGGUCAGUUCUAGUCAAAUGAAGGAUUUUUUUUUUUUUUUUUUUUUUUUUUUUUUUUUUUUUUUUUUCUUUCCCUGAUUUAUCUACAAAACCUUUCAGUGAUACUUUGCCAUCUGGAUACUUUAUAAUGUAAAGAAGGUCAAAGGUCAGGCCUGCUGUGAUGCUUCCUGUAACUGACCUGCACAACUUGUUUCCUUGCACUGGACUAUUUUGCACAGAACUGCAUAAGUGACCUGCAUUGCCUCUGAGCAGCUGUAAUAGUUAUUGGAACAAAUGACCCGGUGAGGCCUCUGUUCACUGGUACCACGCUGAUGCCAUACUUACUGCAAAUGUUCUGGUUGUGGAAAAGGCCAAGCGUUACUUGCUAGAUAAAGCCAUGAUAGUAUUGAAGUGGUGCAGAAGUGUUGCUCAUGUAGGACACGGGAGCAAAGAAACAUGGGCGCCAAUGUUAUUAUAAUUUUUUUUUUUUUAACUUAUUUUUAAACAUAUUGCAUUACCCUGUCACUACGGCUGUGUUCAGACUGGGUGUUGUAUUCCCUGUCCAGCCACCCCCCCCCCCCCCCCCCCCCCUCAAAUGUGAUUGGUCUUCUACAUUUUGACAGGAUAUUGAUUGAUUGGAACUGAAGGGUUUCUGCAUUGCAUCCUCGUACGUGUGAGAAGAAAUAAUCUUAAUGAACUUGAGCACCUGUUUAAACAUAGCCAGUGAUUGAGUUAUUGUUGUCGAUUUAGUUUUUGUUUUGGAAGGGAAGAGAAAGUGGAGCAAGAUGGCCGACUUCAGUGCUGAAUCUCAUCGGCCUUUUAUCAAGUACAGCACUGUGGGACUAUCGGAGGGAUGACCAGUCGCAUAUCGGAGAAAAAGAAUUUUUCAUCUAAUGCUGAACUUAUGGACUGACUUGUUGGAUUUAAGAACUGUGUAGUGGAGAGUCCUCCACUGAUGAUGGAGAUUUAUUAAGUGCAGUGCCUUUUACUGAUUUAAAGCUAAGGCAACCGUGGACUGCUGUUGAUGCUGGAGGCUCGUUUAAAGAGUGCUGGAUUCAGCCCUGUUUGGUAGCACGGGCCAAGCUGUUGUCGUCUUCAUGCUGCUUCUUCCUGCUCCUUCCCAAGCAGUCAAACAGAAUGGGGACAGUGGUUUGCUUCUCACUACUGGCCAAGCUCCAGCACUGUCGAGUUGUUCCACAUUUUUAUGGCGCUAAUGUGCUGUCAUUUGCCUGCCAUCAGCAUGUCCGUAUUGGUUUCUUCCUCACUGCCUUCUUCUGUGACAUCAAAACAUGGCAGUGGACUAAUCCCCCAUUUGGCUUUCCUUCUGAUCCAUGGUGGAGUCUGAAAGACUGAACAGGUGUGGCUUUAGCCAAGUUGUUUAAUAUUUACCACGUAAAUGUAGAGAUGUUUAAAAUAAAAGUAAAAAAAUUUAAAAAACACGCAAAAAAAUGUCAAAACUAGGAAAAUUUAAGCAAAAAAACUUUUCGUUGCCCUGAAAUAAGAACUUAUUUUUUCUAUAAAGAAAUGCUAUACCACUUGUGUCUGGGUUUUUUUUUUGUUUUGUUUGUUUGUUUGUUUGUUUGUUUUUCCUGAUUUCUAAUGCACAUAUUUCAUCUGGAUGUUUCUGGCUUAAGUUGAGUGUUAUUUCUGUGCAAGCUCCUGCAGAGUCAAACCUGUUCUGCACUACUGUGGCAAUUGUGCCAUCUAGUGCCAGCUGUUUUUUUUGCUCUCCCAUUCCCUGAAAUGGAAACAGACCAUGAAUAAAUAGAAGCCUUUUAGAAUUGGAGGAUAUUGAGGCAAAGUUGA
Messenger RNA from Ictalurus punctatus (channel catfish), 5671 nucleotides. RefSeq names its product sestrin 4 (gene sesn4). Gene Ontology annotation, biological process: negative regulation of TORC1 signaling; cellular response to L-leucine; cellular response to leucine starvation. Gene Ontology annotation, molecular function: oxidoreductase activity, acting on peroxide as acceptor; L-leucine binding. Gene Ontology annotation, cellular component: nucleus. The transcript is spliced from 9 exons. The record is from RefSeq and is a predicted model, not a curated record. The coding region runs from base 1526 to 2764 and encodes 412 amino acids. Lineage: Eukaryota; Metazoa; Chordata; Actinopteri; Siluriformes; Ictaluridae.